UUCAAAGUGUUCGCCAAGGAAAGCAGAGUGGUCCCCACGCUGGAAAGGAGAAAGGAUGAUGGUUUCUGAGACCGACUGGUGAAGAGCUCGGAGGUGUCCCCCAGUCAAAAUGCCUUUUAAAGCAUUGGAUACCUUCAAAGAAAAAAUUCUGAAACCUGGAAAGGAAGGAGUGAAGAAUGUCGUGGGAGACUCGUUGGGAAUUUUACAAAGAAAAAUUGAUGGGACCCAGGAGGAAGAGAAUAACAUCGAGCUGAAUGAAGAAGGAAGGCCAGUGCAGACGCCGGGGCAGAGCCCCCCACUCUGCGACUGCCACUGCUGUGGUGUCCCCAAGCGUUACAUCAUUGCCAUCAUGAGCGGGCUGGGAUUCUGCAUUUCCUUUGGGAUUCGGUGCAACCUUGGGGUUGCCAUUGUGGAAAUGGUCAACAACAGCACUAUCUAUGUGGAUGGAAAACCGGAAAUUCAGGUGGCACAGUUUAACUGGGACCCAGAGACGGUGGGCUUUAUCCACGGAUCUUUUUUCUGGGGUUAUAUUGUGACCCAAAUUCCAGGUGGUUUCAUUUCAAACAAGUUCGCUGCUAACAGGGUCUUUGGAGCCGCCAUCUUCUUAACAUCGACCUUGAACAUGUUCAUCCCAUCUGCAGCCAGAGUGCAUUACGGCUGCGUCAUGUGUGUCCGGAUUUUGCAAGGUCUGGUGGAGGGUGUGACCUACCCAGCCUGCCACGGGAUGUGGAGCAAGUGGGCGCCGCCUUUGGAGAGAAGCCGCCUGGCCACGACCUCUUUCUGUGGCUCCUAUGCGGGGGCAGUGAUUGCCAUGCCCCUGGCGGGCGUGUUGGUACAGUACAUUGGCUGGGCCUCCGUCUUUUAUAUUUAUGGUAUGUUUGGCAUUAUUUGGUACAUCUUUUGGCUGUUGCAGGCCUAUGAGUGCCCAGCAGCUCACCCAACAAUAUCCCAGGAGGAGAGGACCUACAUAGAGACAAGUAUAGGGGAAGGAGCCAACGUGGUCAGUCUAAGCAAAUUUAAUACACCAUGGAAAAGAUUUUUCACGUCAUUGCCGGUUUAUGCGAUCAUUGUGGCAAAUUUCUGCAGAAGCUGGACCUUUUAUUUGCUGUUAAUAAGUCAGCCUGCGUAUUUUGAAGAGGUCUUUGGAUUUGCAAUAAGUAAGGUGGGCCUCUUGUCUGCACUCCCACACAUGGUGAUGACCAUCAUUGUGCCUGUUGGAGGACAACUGGCUGAUUAUUUAAGAAGCAGACAUAUUUUGACCACAACUGCUGUCAGAAAAAUCAUGAACUGUGGAGGUUUCGGCAUGGAGGCAACCUUACUCCUGGUGGUCGGCUUUUCCCACACCAAAGGGGUGGCUAUCUCCUUUCUGGUGCUUGCCGUGGGAUUUAGUGGCUUUGCUAUUUCAGGUUUUAAUGUCAACCACCUGGACAUUGCCCCCCGUUAUGCCAGCAUUCUCAUGGGCAUCUCAAAUGGAGUGGGGACCCUCUCUGGAAUGGUCUGUCCCCUCAUUGUUGGUGCGAUGACCAAGCACAAGACCCGUGAGGAAUGGCAGAACGUGUUCCUCAUAGCUGCCCUGGUGCACUACAGCGGUGUGGUCUUCUACGGGGUCUUCGCUUCCGGGGAGAAGCAGGAGUGGGCCGACCCCGAGAACCUCUCCGAGGAGAAGUGCGGGAUCAUCGACCAAGACGAACUAGCCGAGGAGACAGAACUCAACCAUGAGAGUUUUGCAAGUCCCAAAAAGAAGAUGUCCUAUGGAGCCACCAUCCAGAAUUGUGAAAUCCAGAGGCAGGAAUGGCGAGGACAGAGAGGAGUGACCCUGGAUGAGGAGGAGCCGACAUCUUACCAGAAUGAAGAGGGAAGCUUCUCAGAUGCGUCUUAA
This is a messenger RNA of Molossus molossus (Pallas's mastiff bat), 1879 nucleotides long. RefSeq names its product solute carrier family 17 member 8 (gene SLC17A8). Bases 110 to 1879 code for a protein of 589 amino acids. Gene Ontology annotation, molecular function: neurotransmitter transmembrane transporter activity; L-glutamate transmembrane transporter activity. Gene Ontology annotation, cellular component: excitatory synapse; synaptic vesicle membrane. Gene Ontology annotation, biological process: monoatomic anion transport; regulation of synapse structure or activity; transmembrane transport. The record is from RefSeq and is a predicted model, not a curated record. The transcript is spliced from 12 exons. Lineage: Eukaryota; Metazoa; Chordata; Mammalia; Chiroptera; Molossidae.